CCCGCCGUUCCUCCCCCCUACCCCCAACCGCGAACUCUUUCUUCUCCCAAAACCCUAAUUCCCAAAUUCCCGAUCAUUAAAACCCUAUGCUUCGCUGGCUCAAGGCAAAUGCUAUUAAAAAUUCGUGAAUUCUACCUCUGUAGGGAUCUCAUCUGAAUCCGAUGGAGCGAAUGGAGGCAGAAGGAAUGGAGAUUGCGGUUGGAGGGACAGGCGAUAGGAAGGGAACAGGGAAGAAGGAAGCGAACGAUCUGAGAGAGCGUCUGCUUGUUCUAUUACCCUCUUAACAAAAUCCCGGUGGUAUGUUAUUCUGUUUCAGAGUCCACCAUUCUUUGCUUAAAAAAUGAUUUUCGUGAUUAAAAUUCGCUUCUUUGUUUCAUUUGCACAAUCCAGCGCCACAAAAGUAGACCCAAGAAUAUUUUUUUUAUUUUAAAUAUUCUUGAAUGCAAAAUUAUUAAAAGAUGAUACUCGAGCUGCCUUGCUACUAUACUGAAUAAGGGCUGGUUUUCUCACAUUGCUUUCUAAAAUUCUGAAGAAUGAAGAUUCAAGAGCAGCAAUUUCGAUGGAAGUUGGCAAGAUUACAUAUAUUUUAUGCAAGUUGGGUUUAUAUAUUGUGUUCUUGGCACAAUGAAAAAGGUACUGCAAGUACAUUUUGUUGAUCAGAAAGUUUAGAUUUGUUUGCAUUGUAGGAUACUUCUCAUGCAAUGCAGAAGUGUGACCUUUGCCUGCCUUGAAAGCUAUAAGUUUUUGUUAUUUAUUCUAGUAACCAUGGAAUAUCUAGAACAGUUAACACACUGUAAUUCCGAGUCCAAUCAUAUGCUCUCCUUUUGUUUCACUAUAUGACCCUGAGCCAUCUUGCAUCAAUUUUCUCAAGUAGGAACGCAUUGGAUUUUUUUUUUCUUUUAUUAACUUUCCAAUUGGUCAGAUCCCUGCUGUUUCUCCCACCUGCUAACAUGGUGCUCCCUUCAUUUGGUAUCAUCUGUUGUCCCUUCAUUAAGAAAGUCUGAUUUCGAAAAAUUAGUUUUAUGGUCUUAUGUCAAACAACUAAAUCAACAGAAAAACUACUGCUUUUCAAAUCUAAAAAUUUGCCUGGUUUACAAAAAAAAAAAAAAAAAAAAAAAAAGCGGUGAUUUUAUUGCUUCAUUUGCUGUUUUAAUAAAUAUAAUAAUAUAUACACAUACAUAAUAUUCUUAUUUAAAUCUUUAAAUUUUGACAGGACUAUCUGAUUCUUUUCUGCUGUGAGUUCUUGGAUCCAAUUGCCAUGUUAAAUUUUGUGCCCACCCCAUCCCCCUUUUUUAUGAUGUUCAUUUUUGUUCGCAUCUGACAUCACUGUAAUGUUUAAUAUUUGCAAGCAGGGGCUUUCCCAAAAAUAUUCUGUUGAUGUAACUAGGUACAAGGAAUUCUUAAAUAUUAUAUCUGCUGGCAGGAAGCACAAGUGCAUAUUUUUAAAGCUGGCAUGCAGGAAUAUAGUAAAGCUCCAGAUCAUUGACCUCUUCUUCCUGAAAACCAUGGGCAUCUUGGUUUUAAUGUGUAUCUUAUUGUUUCGAGUUGGUCUUGUUAACCAAUUAGAAAAAUCUAAACUGAUACCCAUGCAUAACUGAAUUUAGGAACAAAAUAUGAAUGCGAGCACUUCAUUGUCCUCGUCCUCCGAGCCUGCUUCUGGUGAUUUGUCCAAAUUAACUGAUUCAAGGCAUAUAUGUUACGUGGAUAGUUUAGAGCCUAGGUUUUUGCUGCUGUAUAUUGCUCUAUCAUACAGUCACAUGGUGCAAGAAUAUGGAAGCAAGAUGAUGGAGUUAUCAAAUAAAAUUGUGGCUGUUCUUUUGAAAUGUUUGGGUGAUGGACUUGAGUUCAAAUACUUCGGUGACUUCAGUCUGUGUCAUGGAUAUUUAAGGAUUAACAACUACACCCCACCUGAGCACAUCGAAACAGAAGAUGUUGAAGGACUUGGAAUGCACACAGACAUGAGCUGUAUAACAAUCUUGUAUCAAGAUGCAAUUGGUGGACUUCAGAUGAGGUCAAAAGAAGGUGAUUGGGUGGACUUGUUACCAAAUGAAGAUGCAUUAGUGGUGAAUAUUGGAGACCUGUUGCAGGCUUGGAGCAAUGGGCGACUAAGAUCAUCCAAACACAGGGUCGUCUUGAAACAGCCUGUCAACCGCCUAUCUGUGGCUUUUUUCUGGUGUUUUGAGGAUGAGAAGGUGAUAUUGGCUCCUGAAGAUGUGGUGGGAGAGGGGAACCACAGAAUCUAUAAACCAUUUGUUUGCCUUGAUUACAUAAAGUUUAGGGAGAACACUGAGGAAGGGAGAUUCGACAGGGUUGGCAACAACGUCAAUGGCUUCGCUGCAAUCAGUGCUUUGAAUUGUGAUGAGAAUAUGUCAACAUGAAGCUACAAGAUGUUCAUUUAACGUUCAUUUGCUUGUGAAUUUUUUCGAUGUAUAAGGUUAUGUGACAUAAUAGUUGUGAAAUUAUGAUGGUUGUAUGAUUGAAAUUUACUGAAACAAAAGGCGAGUUGAGAGAUGCAUACUUUUUU
Messenger RNA from Phoenix dactylifera (date palm), 2524 nucleotides. NCBI's taxonomy places the organism in Eukaryota, Viridiplantae, Streptophyta, Magnoliopsida, Arecales, Arecaceae. The record is from RefSeq and is a predicted model, not a curated record.